Molecule: messenger RNA, 723 nt
Organism: Pan troglodytes (chimpanzee)
Lineage: Eukaryota; Metazoa; Chordata; Mammalia; Primates; Hominidae
Exons: 1
Coding region: 1-723 (240 amino acids)
Source: RefSeq, a predicted model, not a curated record
AUGAAGGAUGUGGGCCCAGAAUCAUGUGGCCAACCCACCCCCUGUUGGCCCUCACCAGCCUUGGAGUCUGUUCUAGGGAAGGCCUCCCAGCAUCUGGGACUCGAGAGUGGGCAGCCCCUCUACCUCCUGGAGCUGAACUGGGGUGGAACUGAGUGUGUUCUUAGCUCUACCGGGAGGACAGCUGCCUGUUUCCUCCCCACCAGCCUCCUCCCCACAUCCCCAGCUGCCUGGCUGGGUCCUGAAGCCCUCUGUCUACCUGGGAGACCAGGGACCACAGGCCUUAGGGAUACAGGGGGUCCCCUUCUGUUACCACCCCCCACCCUCCUCCAGGACACCACUAGGUGGUGCUGGAUGCUUGUUCUUUGGCCAGCCAAGGUUCACGGCGAUUCUGCCCAUGGGAUCUUGAGGGACCAAGCUGCUGGGAUUGGGAAGGAGUUUCACCCUGACCAUUGCCCUAGCCAGGUUCCCAGGAGGCCUCACCAUACUCCCUUUCGGAGCCAGGGCUCCAGCAAGCCCAGGGCAAGGAUCCUGUGCUGCUGUCUGGUUGAGAGCCUGCCACCGUGUGUCGGGAGUGUGGGCCAGGCUGAGUGCAUAGGUGACAGGGCCGUGAGCAUGGGCCUGGGUGUGUGUGAGCUCAGGCCUAGGUGCGCAGUGUGGAGAGGGGUGUUGUCGGGGAAGAGGUGUGGCUUCAAAGUGUGUGUGUGCAGGGGGUGGGUGGGUUAG